AUGAAGACGCAGAACAUCAGGACAGUAUGUCUCAUCGUGUCCAUGGUGUUUUACCUGAUCAUAGGGGCCGCCGUGUUUGCUGCCCUGGAGUCCGAGAGGGAGAGCUCCAGGAAGAAGGCGCUGGAGCAGGAACUGAAUGAAAUGAUGAACAAGUACGGCUUCUCAGACAGCGACUUCAAACAAAUCGAGAGCGUGGCGCUGCUGUCCGAGCCGCACCGAGCGGGCCGCCAGUGGAAGUUUGCAGGAUCCUUUUACUUUGCCAUUACAGUCAUCACCACAAUAGGCUAUGGCCACGCUGCUCCCUGUACCGACGCAGGGAAAGCUUUCUGUAUGUUUUAUGCUGUUCUGGGCAUCCCUCUGACCCUCGUGAUGUUCCAAAGCCUGGGAGAGCGCAUCAACACCUGUGUGCGUGUGGUGCUAAGCUGGGCUAAGCAGAGUCUUGGCCUGCAGAAGACUAAUGUGUCUAUGGGUAACAUGGUGCUGGUGGGUCUCCUCUCCUGUGGUAGCACCCUCUGUAUAGGAGCAGCUGCUUUCUCUCACUUCGAAGGCUGGUCUUUCUUCAAUGCAUACUACUACUGUUUCAUUACUCUAACCACUAUUGGAUUUGGGGAUUUUGUCGCCCUGCAAGAAAAGGAUGCUCUGCAGAGAAAAUACCCAUAUGUUUUAUUCUGUUUUACUUACAUUCUCGUAGGGUUAACAGUUGUAGGUGCGUUUCUCAAUCUUGUGGUUUUGAGGUUUUUAGCAAUUAGCAGCGAGGAGGGUGUUUCAAAGCAGGAAAUGAGUAGUGAAAACCAACAUUCUGAGCCCAAGGACACACGAGAUGGUCCGGAGUUGGAGGUACAAGGUCAUAAUUUGCAGUGUAAGGACGAAGCUUUCCAUAAUAGCAAUCUGAGUCUUCCGACAGAGACGAGCAGGAGUUGUGUGAACCUUCUCCCACCUUCCCCUGUCAACGAGAGGAUUGUGGUCACAUCACAGAGAAAGAUCAACUGUCAAAAUCCAGCGCUGAAACUUUUAUGUUCCUGUCUCUGCUGUGAUACUGACGAUGACAGCCCUGCCCACUUACAUCCCGAUGAUAUGGAAGGACAUUGUAACCCUGUCUUCUAUAACUCUAUCUCCUACAGAGUGGACCAGGUCUUAAGCAGUACCUCAUCACCUCAAAACUCUCCAUGUAGCUGCAUCCUAUACCAUCAAAACCCCAGGAGAAGGUCAUCCAUUUGA
Molecule: messenger RNA, 1218 nt
Organism: Boleophthalmus pectinirostris (great blue-spotted mudskipper)
Lineage: Eukaryota; Metazoa; Chordata; Actinopteri; Gobiiformes; Gobiidae
Product: potassium channel subfamily K member 15-like
Exons: 2
Coding region: 1-1218 (405 amino acids)
Biological process (GO): potassium ion transmembrane transport; stabilization of membrane potential
Cellular component (GO): membrane
Molecular function (GO): potassium ion leak channel activity
Source: RefSeq, a predicted model, not a curated record